CAGCAAUGGACGCACUGGCCGCUGCGCCCACGGCGGUGGGCCUUGUGCGUCGAGUCCCGCCCGUGCACAGGUAGGGUGAAAUGUUUCUCCGAAGAAGUCCUAUUCGAACGGACCACAUCGCAUGAUCCGUCUGUCCACCCUAAUUACUUGCCGGCGGACCUGCCGGCGGACUAUCUAGCGGUCAGCCGCCUGAUCAGGGUUAUCGAGAAAUCGCAGGUCGCAGCAGGUCGCCUCGCUUCCCCUCUGGUUUACUGUCCCGUUGUCGCCAUGUCGUGCUGUACGUGCAUGAUCUC
Molecule: messenger RNA, 293 nt
Organism: Mycena citricolor
Lineage: Eukaryota; Fungi; Basidiomycota; Agaricomycetes; Agaricales; Mycenaceae
Source: the annotation of a GenBank genome assembly